UGGCGUGUCUGGCAAACAUGGCGUCUGUAACAACAGCCACCUCAGAGUGGAUUCAGUUUUUUAAGGAUGCAGGAAUCCCAGCAGGACUCGCAGUUACAUAUGCAGUUUCCUUUGUGGACAACAGAAUUCAGAAGAACAUGCUGAUGGACCUCAGUAAAGACAUUAUGAUGGACCUCGGCAUUACUGUGAUCGGUGACAUCAUUGCUAUUCUUAAACAUGGCAAGCAGGUCUAUAGGCAGGAUAUGUGCAAAAUGGCAACUGAGGCCAUUUCUUCAGGCCAGACCAGUGUUCAAGCCGAGCUCAGAAGAACUGCCAACACUCCUGCUACCCGUAUGAUCGCCAAUGCCUUGAGCCACGACUCCCCCCCUGCCACUCCAGUGCGCCGACCUGACAACCGGCUCUGUGUCACGGUCUCAAAUGCACAAGCAAGCAAGAACAACAAAGCAGUUGUGUGUCAGCCAGCUGAUGAGGGGAGGGGUUUGACAGCAGUGAAGCGCCGGCGCGUGACAGCUGAGAUGGAAGGCAAGUACAUCAUUAACAUGCCCAAGGGCACCACACCUCGCACACGCCGAAUCCUGGCCCAGCAGGCCAAGAAAGGUUUGAAGCGUACGUCUGUGUUUGAGAGACUGGGAGCCGAAGCGAAGGCAGACACAACAAGUGAUAACAAGCCCACUGGCGUGUUCAGUCGCCUCGAUGGAGGAGCCGGAAGCAAAGAGGUGCCAAAGCCAGGAAAUAUGGCCGUCAACAUGGAUGACGAUGAGGAUGACAGUGAUGGAGAGGGCUCUGUCCUCCAGUACGCUGGUGUCCUCAAGACACUCCCUCCAUCCCAGAAGAAGAAGAAGAAGCCAGUCGUAAAAGCAGCUCCUACCACUCUGCGACGCCUGGGAGGCAAAUUCAAACUACCUCCUUCUCAUACUCCCACGUCCUCCUCUACCUCUUCCUUAAAUGGCCUCCUACCCGCCAAAGUUAGUGUUCUUCAGAGACUGGGCAAGAUUCCCACUACAAGUGUCACUGUGGCGGCAACACCUACUGACACCCAGGACAACAGAGUGACCAGCACGAGGCCCAGGGUGCAGGAGCGGAUCUCUAUAGCAAGCUCCAAGGUCAGCAGCAGCACCGGAGGAGGGGGAGCAGGAGCAGCAGGAGGAGCAGGGGGAGAGUCUGUAGGGGCCCAGAUGGAUGUCAAGGCUGUCAGUGUUUUUAAGAGACUGGGCAGCAAGAAAACCCAAUAAACUUGAUAAAAAUUAUUCAAAUUUUUACCUUUUAGUUUGGAACAGAGUGUGUAUCACCAUCUGUUUGAAUUUAUUUUGCAGCAUGCAGGACUGCAAAAAUACUUUAUUUUGAAAUGGUGUAAAUGCUGCUCAUUGGAAACUAAAAACAGAUUUAUUUUUUUUUAUUUUUGUUUUAUUUUUUAUAUUUAUUUUUUUUCCCACAAACACAUAAUUGCCAUUGAAAAGUCACCUUAAUUUAGUUUCCAAGCUUUUAACCAUUAGGCGUUGCUGUGUUUUAUAUUGCACAUGUAGUGCGCUUUUUUGAGUUUCUCAAUCAUAUCUGACUUUUAUGCUAUCGUAGGACUAUGUUAUUGAUAUAUUAGUGAUCUUAAGGUAUAAGCAUGAUAUCAACCAAGUUGCCGCCGUGGUGGUUUUACUGUUCUCCAGUUACUUAACAUAUACUAUGGGCUCUGCUGCUUAGUUUUAGUUAUCAUACACAGUUGUGGAAAGUGUUGCCGUUCUAAGGAAUUCUGUAAUAAUUUUUACUUGGAGAUGGGCAGAUGGACACGGGGAAAAGUCAGGGGGUGAUGGCAAAAUCUUCCUGUUCCCUUUACCUGCAAAUUACCUCGUGUUUUAUUUUAAAAGUAGGAAAUUUGUAAAGGUGUUGGUGAAAGGCUUCUGAGCUUUGACGCAUGAUUUGUGACCUCAUUGAACACUUGGAUCCAAAAAAAAACAAAAAGCAAUGCACCACCUCUUCGUCUGUGCUUGAGUAAAUGUUUCCACCUCUGAACUUAUGUCAACUUUUCUACCACACUUUCUAUAACCUGUACUUGAAUGCCAGAUCAGUGGAAUAUUGUUUAUUUUGAAAUGCAAUGUAUAGAUUUGCUAGACUUGAUUUCAUGCAGGAUAGAACCCGUUCUGAUGCUUAUUUUUAUAUGUGCACGCUCUAUGUAUUCAAGUAAAGAACCUCAGAGGUGCUAUCCGGCUUGGUGUCAGGGGGCCACUGUACUUUUUAGUUCCAGUAGGUACUUCACCCAACCCGUGUGUGGAUCAUUCACACCUGAACUUUGUAUAACUGUUAAUAUUUUGAAAUGUUUUUAUUGUUUUAAGAAACAAAGAAAAAAAGCAAAACAUGCCAUGAGUUCUUGUGGUUU
Cololabis saira (Pacific saury) is the source of this 2365-nucleotide messenger RNA. RefSeq names its product chromosome 4 C19orf47 homolog (gene c4h19orf47). Gene Ontology annotation, cellular component: nucleus. Bases 18 to 1232 code for a protein of 404 amino acids. The record is from RefSeq and is a predicted model, not a curated record. The transcript is spliced from 8 exons. NCBI's taxonomy places the organism in Eukaryota, Metazoa, Chordata, Actinopteri, Beloniformes, Belonidae.